Molecule: messenger RNA, 933 nt
Organism: Dovyalis caffra
Lineage: Eukaryota; Viridiplantae; Streptophyta; Magnoliopsida; Malpighiales; Salicaceae
Source: the annotation of a GenBank genome assembly
AUGUCCAUUGUUGCAGAAGCACCUGGCUACCUGCAAGUCUUUUCUGAUAGUUCUGUAAAAAGGUUUGCCUCAGAAACAGUCUCCGACUCAGCGGAAUCGUAUUCCAAUGGAUUCAAGUUCAAGGAUGUGAUCAUUGACUCAUCGAAGCCGGUAACCGCAAGGUUGUUCGUUCCUGAUACUGAAGGGUCUGCGAGUAGGCUUCCGGUUGUGAUUUAUUUUCAUGGUGGUGGCUUUUGCAUUAGCUCAACCACGUGGCUUGGGUUCCAUCACUUUCUUGGAGACUUCUCUGUUGCAUCCCAGUCCAUUGUCCUUUCUGUUGACUAUCGUUUGGCACCGGAGAACCGCCUUCCCAUUGCUUACGAUGAUUGUUUCAGCUCACUUGAAUGGCUAACUAACAAUGUGAGUUCUGAGCCUUGUCUUAAGCAAGCCGAUCUUUCUCGAGUGUUUCUCUCCGGAGACAGUGCCGGAGGAAAUAUAACUCACCAGGUUGCUAUCAAAGCAUUGAGGAGUGAAACUUGUCAGGUUGAAAUCAAAGGACUGAUGCUGAUACAUCCUUAUUUUGGGAGUGAGAGAAGGACUGAGAAGGAGAUGGCUGAAGGGGCAGCAGGAGAUGUGGCUAUGAAUGACAUGUUUUGGGGUCUAAGUAUACCAGAAGGAUCAAACCGAGAUUACUUUGGAUGUAAUUUCGAGAUGCAAGAUGUGUCUGCAGCUGAAUGGAGUGCUUUUCCGGCAGUGACGGUUUAUGUGGCUGGCUUGGAUUUCUUGAAUGAAAGGGGAGUAAUGUAUGCAAAGUUUUUAGCGAAGAAAGGCGUUAAAGAAGUGGCAUUGGUUGAAACAGAGGGGCAACAACAUAUCUUUCAUGUCUUCUAUCCCAAAUCUGAAGCAACUCUCGUCCUUCAACAGCAGAUGAGUGAGUUCAUGAAGAGCCAUUAG